GGCUUCAUUAGCUUAUUUAGCUAAAAGAGAACAACUUUUGAGGACAAACUACGAUUGUUGACUUCUACAUUGCGAUUAUUACCAAAUACCUACAAAGAAAAGCCCACUGAGGCCAUUUUUUCAUCCCACUUCUUCAUUGAGGACUGGAAACGAUAAAUUGUCCAAAAGCAGAGGAAAAUUUCCUGCUGAAGUGACUGAUGUCCACACUGUUGUAAAGAUGGCGUUUAUUAAAGAGGAGAGUGAAGAUGUGAAGAUUGAAGAAACAUUCACAGUCAAACAGGAAGAUCUGCAGGAACAAACAGACCUGAUGUUGCUGAAAGAAAAGACUCAUCAACAGAAUGAAAUGGAAGAGAAACAGCAAGACAUGACGACUGAUGAAAAACCUACACUGACGAAAAAGACUUUGUCACGUGGAAGACCUCGGAAAUCCAAACCUAGGUGUAAUUUCAGCUGUAAACAAUGUGGAAAAAGUUUCAGUCAGAAGCCAAAGCUUGAUGUUCACAUAAGAGAUCACACUAGGGAGAAAGCUUAUACUUGCAAACAGUGUGGAAAGAGCUUCUAUAAUACAAGAAACCUAACAGUGCACAUGAGAAUUCACACUGGAGAAAGGCCGUACACAUGCCAACAGUGUGGGAAAAGCUUCCAUAAAACAGGAAACUUAACAGUGCACUUGAGAAUUCACACUGGAGAGAGGCCAUACACAUGCCAACAGUGUGGGAAAAGCUUUCAAACUACAGGAAACUUAACAGUGCACAUGAGAAUUCACACUGGGGAGAAGCCUUACUCUUGCCCUCAGUGUGGAAAAAGUUAUAGUCAAAAUAGCAACCUUGAAGUCCACAUGAGAACUCACAAUGGAGGAAGAACUUUUGUUUGCACACAGUGUGGUAAAAGAUUUGUUAAAAAACAAAAUCUUGACCUCCACAUGAGGAUUCACACUGGAGAGAAACCUUACACAUGCACAGAGUGUGGUAAAAGUUUCCCAUAUAAAAGCACACUCAAACACCACAUGAUAGUUCACACCGGAGAGAAGCCGUUUGCAUGUGCGCAGUGUGGAAAGAGCUUCACAUGUAAUGCUAACCUCAGGAACCACAUGAAUGGUCACACUGGAACCAUAGUGUUCACAUGUGAUCUGUGUGGAAAGAGUCUCACACACAAAUACUCCAUAAAGAACCACAUGAAGACUCACUCAGGAGAGCGUUUUAUAUGCAUUGAGUGUGGAAAGGGCUUUAAACAUAAAAGAAGCCUCAGCAAUCACAUGGAGCUUCACAAUGGAGAGCAGAGUCCUCAAAAUUAAGGCCUUGUCCACACAAACAUGAGUAUAUGCAUAACAGCAGCCUUUUCAUGUAGUUUGGCUGUUAAUUGACGUGAGGUUUAUUUAUAAACUACUUUCGAGAGGAUCACAUGCUUAUGAUUGUCCACGGCUGGUUCCACAUUAACCAACACAUGAUUCACCAAUCAGACGAUUCCUAACUCACUAUAAAUAACCAGAGUUUCUAACCUUAGUUAUCUUUAUCUUGAGGAAUUCCCCUCCCACCCCUACUCCUCCUCCUUUCUAGAAUGGGCAACACAGCAGCCCAGUGAUUAGUAUUGUUGCCUCACAGAAAGAUUGUCACAGCAAGAAGAGCCCUCAUUGAACUGGUUGAUAUUUGUGGAGAGUUUGCUUAUUCUCCCCAUGCUCACAUGGGUUUUCCUCAGUUUCCUUCCACAGCCCAAAAACACGUAACCUAAGUAAACUGAACAUUCUAAAUUGGCACCGUAGUCAAGCUCUUAGAAGCCAUAUAUCUCCCUUUAGCCAUCUGGAUAUCUGUCAUUAGAACAGAAACAAGUCGGGGGAGUUCAUCAAGAUCUACCUGAGCUCAUACUCCUCUCUCACCCUGCUUACGAGAGGUAGCCCGGGGCUGGAGGAUGAUUGUUACGGUCCGUGGGAGUUUGUAUUUUUGUGCCUUCUCCCUCUCUGUUUUGCUUAUCUCCCUUCGCUCUCUUCGCAUCUCCUCGACUGUCAUUCGCUCUUUGUCUCGCCCUAUCACCUUUUGUUCCGCUACUUUUUCUCUACUAGGUACCUGCUGAUUGGAUCCCGAGCCUGUCACUCCUCAUUAGGGCGUUUCCUCGUGGACCAAUUGGAUUUCGUUCCACGGACUUUAAAUUCGACCGGCCCGCCUUGUUUUUCAGAGUGCUAUGUGUGUGCGUGUUGGUUUGUGUUCGCUUGCUGCUAUUCAUAAUGUAUGCUUUGUUCUGUGUUUCUGAAUAACUACAUCGAUGUAAAUUAAGUCAUGGUUAAAUAGUUUAUCAUUCUUUUUUGGGGAAAAGGGAAUAGUUUACUAAGCCACUUCACAUACAUUUUGCCCGUAGGUAACUUCAAUGUUCAGAAACACUAGGUAAGUGGGUGAGCGCCACAUUUUGUAUUUUUGCUUAUUAUUUCAGGGAGUUUAGGUGUUGCUUCGCAAACGCUGAAGAUUUUGGUUUCUUUUUCACAAUUUGAUUUUUAUUAGUAAGUUUAGAGAGGGAUCUUGUGUUCUAGUUUAGGUGGCUUUUGGUUUUGUUUAGUUCUUUGCUUUGGCGCCACUCUAGUUCCUUUUUCCCCUAAAACUUUUGAUUGUAUUUCUUCUUCUUUUCUUCUUCUUCUUCUUAUUAUUAUAUAUACAUUGUACAAAGCGCACACAUGUAAGCCUCUCUUUUGUUGGCUUCAUUUUUCUUCUCCUCAUAAAAGGAAUAAAUGAAUUGAAUGUAAA
Molecule: messenger RNA, 2729 nt
Organism: Danio rerio (zebrafish)
Lineage: Eukaryota; Metazoa; Chordata; Actinopteri; Cypriniformes; Danionidae
Source: RefSeq, a predicted model, not a curated record